Drosophila subpulchrella is the source of this 1005-nucleotide messenger RNA. RefSeq names its product ubiquitin-conjugating enzyme E2 C (gene vih). The transcript has 2 exons. Lineage: Eukaryota; Metazoa; Arthropoda; Insecta; Diptera; Drosophilidae. The record is from RefSeq and is a predicted model, not a curated record. The coding region runs from base 223 to 756 and encodes 177 amino acids.
AACACAGUUUCUUCUCGUUCUCCUUCCAUUUUGUUUUCACACAAAAGUGAAAAAAAUAUCCGAAAAAGCAACAGACGCGUAUUCCGACCGAUCAACAAAAUUUCCACUAUACAGUACAUAUAAUCAUUAGAGAUCAUUUAAGCCGUUCCGCCACGAAGCGCGCAAAAUUAGGGCACCGUAUACCAAAUAGCGGAUAGCAUCCAUAUAGCAUCCUACAUAGCCAUGGCGCAGAAUAUCAGCCCCGAACAGAGUGGAGCAGGAGGCGGGGGCACCAAGCAUAGCGAUGACUCUUUGCCCGUGAAAGACAAUCACGCCGUGAGUAAAAGACUGCACAAGGAACUGAUGAAUCUGAUGAUGGCCAACGAGAAGGGCAUUUCGGCGUUCCCGGACGGCGAGAACAUCUUCAAGUGGGUGGGCACCAUAGCGGGUCCUCGGAACACCGUGUACUCGGGGCAGACGUACCGCCUGUCUCUGGACUUUCCCAACUCCUACCCGUACGCGGCGCCCGUGGUAAAGUUCCUGACGUCCUGCUUCCAUCCCAACGUUGAUCUGCAGGGCGCCAUCUGCCUGGACAUCCUGAAGGACAAGUGGUCGGCCCUAUACGAUGUGCGCACCAUUCUGCUGUCCAUUCAAUCCCUGCUGGGAGAGCCGAACAACGAGAGUCCACUGAAUGCGCAGGCCGCGAUGAUGUGGAACGACCAGAAGGAGUACAAAAAGUAUCUAGACGCCUUCUAUGAGAAACACAAGGACACCUAGAGUUCGGCAAUUCCAGUCCAAUCCUAUGCUCAUAUUGCGGCGUAUUUAUUUACAUAUAGUGCAAGCAACUCCAAUCAUCCGACCCUACUGCCAAUCAUCAUCAAUCACCACCGUAUCACCGAACCAAUUCAACAUCGUUUAAUGCUGAUAUUUCCUUGGCAAAGAACCCCGUGCAUUUCUUAUGUAAUUGUCGAUCGAUAGACGGAAAAUAUGGUUUUAAUUCUCAUUUUUUUCCUCCCCACAAAUUAA